AAGGUCAAGUGCCAUAGACCAGCUGAUAGACGUUUAUGGACUACUGCUGCUGGCUGGUUCCACCAGAAAUUUUAUGGUCGAAACGAUCGAUUUCUGCAUCGUUUUCGAUCAUUCCGCACCUUCACGGAUGAUCGGUUAAAGUAGAGCCGUUCCUAAAAAUUCAACCCGACCUGACGGGGUUCCAAUGCUGGGAGGGGUAUAUUAUCACCAAACAGGGUAAAUAGCUUAGGUUAGUUACUGAUAAACGAGAUAUAGUUUCUGGUGAAAUGCCCCGCAGUAAACGCAGGGCACCUGCGGACAUGAGUGCGCCCGAUGACGACAGGUACCCCACGAAAAGGUUACGCAAUUCCACAAAUUCUCGAAGAUAUUCACGAUUGGACGAGGUCUCUUCAUUCAGCCAGAAAAAGUGCCUGACAUGGUUUCGAGAGUACACAUGUCCUGAUGAACCGGAAGUAUUGGGCCCCGAGGGUAUGGAGAAAUUUUGCGAGGAUAUUGGCGUCGAACCGGAAAACGUCGUCAUGCUGGUAUUGGCGUAUCGGAUGCAGGCGCGGCAAAUGGGUUUUUUUAGUCAGGAGGAGUGGGUUCGAGGCUUGACGGAUCUUCAGUGCGAUUCAAUCCAAAAGCUUCAGGGUCGUCUCGAACAGUUACGCUGUAUGCUAAAUGAUCAGCAUUCGUUUAAGGCGAUUUAUCGGUACGCGUACGAUUUUGCUCGAGAUAAAGAUCAACGCAGCAUGGAUAUGGAAACGGCCAAAGCUAUGCUUCAGUUGCUCUUGGGCAAACAUUGGCCGCUAUACGCCCAAUUUAGCCAGUUUCUCGAACAGAGCAAGUACAAGGUGAUCAAUAAGGAUCAGUGGUGUAAUAUAUUGGAAUUUUCGCGUACUAUCAAUAUAGACUUAUCCAAUUAUGAUGUAGAUGGAGCAUGGCCAGUAAUGUUGGAUGAGUUUGUAGAAUGGUUGAAAGCGUCUCGAGAUAAGUCUGAUAUUAGUUGAGUCGCGCACGUUUUGUGUGCCAUCAAUGGACUUACCUAACUAAUUACUUAAAUGUGUCGUAUCAUCGCGUCACGGUCUCCGGCAAAGGGGGUAGCGAGUUUUGAGUGCUCCGCGUUCCACCAUCUGUGCAUCCAACUGCGACAAAACCGUACUACUACUACACCGAAUAAAUAAAUAAAAAUAUACAAGACGGGUUCUACAACAAACAGCAAACAAGCAAAAAAAGUAAUUUAAUAAUAAUAACACCGGCUAUAGUUGUAUUAUCAUCAAUUUUAACAUUAAGAAACCACUGAUUCCUCGUUUAUAUAUUUUUUGUUAAAUUAGUUUACAAUUUAAUUUCCUCUAUCUACGGUUUCCUUCUGUGCCACGGUCCCAGCCCUCAAGGGCAACCCUUUCCUCCUCUCUCCCUUUGCCUUAGAUCUCUCGUCGUGAUAAAAAAAACGCAAAAAUGAAUCGUCAUUUCUCGAUACAAUAAUUUAAUCUUUAAUCUUAUUAUUUUUUUUACAAGGAAUUGUACCUUUACCUUUUUCGUCCUUUUGUUAAAUAAGACUCUUAGUCGAAUAAACUACAAACCACAAUGUGAAGUAACUUAAAGACAAUGAUGAAAAACAAAUAAACAUGAAAAAAGGGC
Onthophagus taurus is the source of this 1620-nucleotide messenger RNA. RefSeq names its product DCN1-like protein SCCRO4 (gene SCCRO4). Gene Ontology annotation, cellular component: ubiquitin ligase complex. Gene Ontology annotation, biological process: protein neddylation. Lineage: Eukaryota; Metazoa; Arthropoda; Insecta; Coleoptera; Scarabaeidae. The record is from RefSeq and is a predicted model, not a curated record. Gene Ontology annotation, molecular function: cullin family protein binding; ubiquitin conjugating enzyme binding; ubiquitin-like protein binding.